Cutaneotrichosporon cavernicola is the source of this 1119-nucleotide messenger RNA. RefSeq lists its product as uncharacterized. Gene Ontology annotation, biological process: regulation of transcription by RNA polymerase II. Bases 1 to 1119 code for a protein of 372 amino acids. Gene Ontology annotation, molecular function: protein dimerization activity; RNA polymerase II cis-regulatory region sequence-specific DNA binding; DNA-binding transcription factor activity, RNA polymerase II-specific. The transcript is spliced from 8 exons. Gene Ontology annotation, cellular component: nucleus. The record is from RefSeq and is a predicted model, not a curated record. Lineage: Eukaryota; Fungi; Basidiomycota; Tremellomycetes; Trichosporonales; Trichosporonaceae.
AUGAGCAGAGAAGGCAUGCAGCAGCAGGACGAGUCGGGCGUGGGAGCGAGCGACGAAGCUGCGUUUAACAGGCAACCACCAGGCCGCGUUUCUGAACAGGCAGCACACGGCCACGAAGUCUCCCGCAUACUGGCCCCUUACGAGCUUCAGCCUCUACCCAGCAGCAUGCUCUACAACAAGGAGUUUACCACCAACCCGUUCGCGUAUGCAACCACCCAGCCAACACAACCUGCCCCACCGAAUGCCCCUUCGCCCCACCAGUAUGGCUACCACCCUUACCGCGUUCCUCACUCGUCGUCCCCGCCGUCCCUCUUCGUGUCGCAUAACAUGAUGAGCAUGCCGUCGUUCGUGACGUCGAUGCAGGAAUCGUAUGGCGCACUCGGACACGCGGCGCAGCCUUCAGCCGGCUCGGGGUCUAGCUCGAUGGGCGGCUCCAUCGCCAGCGGGAUGAACAGCCCACUCAGCAGCUUUGGGAGCACCAUGUCAGACAUGUCGAGCAUGGGUUACUCGCCUCCCAAGCACGCCCCGUCCCAACUCCCCGGAAUGGCGUGCGCCAAUCCGCGCGAACUCACCUCUCGGCGGUCUCGAACUUCCCACCGUCGAAUGCAGGGGCGGACCGUCAAGAGCAAGGAGGAGGGCGACGAUGAUGACAGUGACGACGACAUGAACAGUGACGACGACCGCGGCGGGUUCGACAUCUCUGGAUCACAGAGAGGUGGAGGUCGUUCAGGCCUGAGCCGCGAAGCCAAGGCCGAGGCAGGUCGGCUCAGUCGCAUCCAGAGCGAGCAGAAGCGGCGCAAUGUACUCAAGGAUGGGUUUGAGCGUCUUCGAGUCAUUCUCCCGAUUACCAGCCAGAAGGGUUCCAAGCAAGUCAUCCUCGACAGAGCCGUGCAGCAUAUCGACACCCUCAAGUCGUCGCACAACGUUCUGAUGGAGGAGAGGAAUCGGCUCUUAGUGGAGAAUCGACGUCUUUCGGAUGAGGUCAUCGAGCUGAGGCGCGCCAACAACCUCCUUGUCAGCCAACACAUCCCGAGUCCUAGCGAGCGCGGUCCGAACCCCCACAACACGGCGCCGAACACUAGUAGCAGAGGCGGAGUGUACUACAGCUCGCGCCAGUAG